Molecule: messenger RNA, 621 nt
Organism: Momordica charantia (bitter melon)
Lineage: Eukaryota; Viridiplantae; Streptophyta; Magnoliopsida; Cucurbitales; Cucurbitaceae
Source: RefSeq, a predicted model, not a curated record
AUGACAAUAGACCUUUCAAGGAACAAAUUGAGUGGAGAAAUUCCAAAUGAGAUAACAAAGUUUGUGUAUUUGGGUACUCUAAACUUGUCCAACAAUCAUUUUGUUGGUACCAUUCCAAAGAAUAUUGGAGCCAUGCAGCAAUUAGAGACGCUUGAUCUCUCCUGCAACCAUCUCUCUGGAAACAUUCCUGCAAGUUUAAAUUCUCUACAUUUCUUGGAACAUUUGAACCUGUCAUUCAAUAAUUUGACGGGCAGCAUACCAAGGGGCAAUCAACUUCAAACACUGGAAGACCCCUCCAUUUAUGAAGGCAAUCCUUUUCUAUGUGGAUCUCUUCUCCAUGCCAAGUGCCCAUGGGAUGCAAAUGGCCUUGUUCCUGUAAUUUCUACAAGUGAAGAAGAUGGAGAGAAGAAUGAGUCGGAAAUAAUAAUGUUUGGGUUUUAUAUUAGUAUGGCAAUUGGUUUUCCUGUUGGUCUCAACGUCCUGUUUUUUGCCAUUUUCACUAGCCGAAGGAGGAGAAUAUGCUACUUUUGUCUUGUGGAUCGUGUGAGUUGCGUUAUAUUGGAAAAGAUUGGUUUUUUUCCUACUCCUGUGAGAAGAAUGAGACGAAGAAGAAGCUAUUAA